Molecule: messenger RNA, 264 nt
Organism: Paramuricea clavata
Lineage: Eukaryota; Metazoa; Cnidaria; Anthozoa; Malacalcyonacea; Plexauridae
Source: the annotation of a GenBank genome assembly
AUGACCGUUACUCUUACACCUGAUAAGAAAGCAAAACUUAUCCGGUUGUGUCAGAAGUUUUUGCGCCCAAACACAUUGUUUACUAUUCGCCAGGUGGCUUCUUUGAUUGGUUCUCUAGUGUCAUCUUUUCCUGGAGUUGAGUUUGGCCCUCUUCAUUAUCGUCAUAUUGAGGCAGACAAAGAUUAUUAUUUACGAAUGCAUCAAGGUAAUUUUGAUGCAGAAAUGUCUUUGUCUGCUGACAGUUUAGAGGAGAUUCAUUGGUGG